GACUUCUAAAUCAUACAUGACCAGUCACUGUGGCAGAGUUUGUCGUGCAUUUCACGAAUUUUUUUCUAGAAACUAAUCUAGAUACUUAGUUCGGAGGAUCCUCGAUACGGUUAUUUUAACGCAGAAUCGCUUGACAAGAGCGUUUUUUCUUCAGAAUUCAUGGUUUUCGAGGGGUUAGAAGCAGAACCCACCUAGACGAUUGGUUUGCAAGGAGUAUCAGAUCUUCAACCUGAUGCACAGAGGGACGUUAGAGUAGCUAGUUGUUUGCAGAAUUCUUUACGUUCGUCCUCUAUAUGUGGUUUGAGUUCGAAGGAUUUGCAGAGAAUUCCUAGCACACAACUAUUGACGGAUGGUUUGGAGUUUUUGGGGAGCCAUUACAACGGUUUGGCUUGGUUAUCGAGAGGGUUCAGAGGAGUGCGCUCAGGAAUUUACUGGGCUCCAGGGCGGCUGCGGAGUGGGAUAUUGACAAGAACGAAACAAAACCCAGAGGGAUGGCGAGUAUCAAACUGGUGGGAGUGGUGGGUGCAGGGCAAAUGGGGUCUGGUAUAGCGCAGGUAGCUGCCUCGGCGAAUAUGCAAGUGAUCAUCGCUGACGUUAGUACUGCCGCCCUGGAGCGUGGCAUGCGAGCUAUCUCUUCCUCGCUUUCGAAAUUUGUCAAGAAACAAACGCUCUCCCAGGAGGAGGCAGACGCAACGAUGGCAAGAUUGAGAGUGACCACAUCUUUGCAAGAGAUGCACGACGCAGAUGUGGUGAUCGAAGCAGUGGCUGAGAAUGAGGGAUUGAAGAUUCAUAUAUUUAAGGAGCUUGAUAGGUUGCUUAAGCCUUCCGCAAUCUUGGCUUCCAACACGAGUUCCAUCUCCUUAACCCGCCUCGCAGCUGCCACCCAGCGUCCAAAUCAGGUGAUAGGUAUGCAUUUCAUGAAUCCUCCUCCGUUGAUGGAGCUUGUGGAGAUUGUGCGCGGGAUGUCGACUGGAGAUGAAGUAUUCGACACUAUCAAGGCUUUGGCGGAGAGGUGUGGGAAAACUGUGACUUGCUCCAAGGACUACCCUGGUUUCAUCGUCAACCGUGUGCUGAUGCCCAUGAUUAACGAAGCUUUCUACUGCUUAAUGGAGGGGAUUGCUUCUCCCAACGACAUUGACACCGGCAUGAAGCUGGGCACAAACCAGCCAAUGGGGCCACUUGCUCUUGCCGACCUCAUUGGUUUGGAUACAUGUCUAUCCAUCAUGCGUAUGCUUCAUGAGGGGCUUGGUGACUCAAAAUAUCGGCCGUGCCCCCUUCUAGUGCAGCAUGUAGAUGCCGGAUGGUUGGGACGCAAGAGCGGCCGAGGUGUUUACUUCUAUACUUCAAACUUGUGAUUUCUCAGGUACAUAAUGUCUCCAGGUUUAUAAUCACGGUCUUCGUAGUGA
Messenger RNA from Physcomitrium patens, 1406 nucleotides. RefSeq lists its product as uncharacterized. The record is from RefSeq and is a predicted model, not a curated record. Gene Ontology annotation, molecular function: NAD+ binding; oxidoreductase activity, acting on the CH-OH group of donors, NAD or NADP as acceptor. Gene Ontology annotation, biological process: fatty acid metabolic process. Lineage: Eukaryota; Viridiplantae; Streptophyta; Bryopsida; Funariales; Funariaceae.